Messenger RNA from Rhincodon typus (whale shark), 513 nucleotides. Its product is annotated as protein bicaudal C homolog 1-like. The transcript is spliced from 4 exons. Lineage: Eukaryota; Metazoa; Chordata; Chondrichthyes; Orectolobiformes; Rhincodontidae. The annotation marks the transcript as partial. The record is from RefSeq and is a predicted model, not a curated record. Gene Ontology annotation, cellular component: cytoplasm.
CCUUCCAGUGCUAUUUAUACACGAAUUUCAAACCCCUGCCUAGCAGAUAAAGUAUUGAGCAGUAACCACUCUGAGGUGCCUCGAGAGAAUGCAAUCAACUCCCAGGAGCAGUUGACCAGCAAGUCCAAUCCAGCAGAAGGUUCCAAUGAUGCCUUUGUGGAAGUGGGCAUGCCCAGGAGCCCUUCACACUCAGCUAACAGCAGUGAACUAAAGCAGAUGCUGAAUAGCUCCUCCACACCCGUGGCUAAACGACAGACCUUGGAGUUACUACAGGGCACCAAGAAUACCCAUCGACAUACCUCAGACAGACUGCUUUCAGAUUCCGACUCCAGUGCCACCGAGGGCAGUGCCACCGACAAGCGAGCCCCUGGGAGUGAGCGAGCUGCGGAGAGAGCCGCUGCUGCCCAGCAGAACUCUGAGCGACUGCGUCUUGCUCCACAGUCGGCAUAUGCCAACAUUCAGGCUUUUGACUACGAGCAGAAGAAGCUGCUGGCAACCAAAGGUAUGUGGUAG